Benincasa hispida (wax gourd) is the source of this 782-nucleotide messenger RNA. RefSeq lists its product as uncharacterized. Lineage: Eukaryota; Viridiplantae; Streptophyta; Magnoliopsida; Cucurbitales; Cucurbitaceae. Gene Ontology annotation, biological process: regulation of DNA-templated transcription. The record is from RefSeq and is a predicted model, not a curated record. Gene Ontology annotation, molecular function: DNA-binding transcription factor activity, RNA polymerase II-specific; sequence-specific DNA binding.
AUGGAGUUGGGUUUGAGAUUAGGAAAUGAUCAAAACCCUCCUCCUCCUCCUUCUUCUUCUUCACACCCAACACCUCUUCAUUUUUCCCUUUCUUUUUCCUCCAUUCUUCAACCAUGUAAUGAACAUCAACCCCACAAUCACAAACACCAAAACCACCUCCUUCCCCUUUCUCUUAAUUCUUCUCCGCCGCCCGCCGCCACCUCCCGUCGAUCUUCUCAAACCGAAGGAUCAGAAGGAGCAGGUGUCUUUACAGAGGUGAUAAGCGGAGCAGCGGCGGACGACGAGGGUGGAGGAGAAUUGGGAAGAUCAAAUGGAAUAGUUUGGUCAAUAAGAAAUAAUAGGGAAGAAAGAGAGGAGGAAGAAGAUGAAGAAGAAGAAGAAACGAAUUUGGGUAGCAGAAAAAAAUUGAGGCUUACAAGACAACAAUCGGCGUUUCUUGAAGAAAGCUUCAAACAACACCAUACGCUUUACCCUAAGCAAAAGCUAGAAGUUGCAAGAAGACUGAAUCUUCGUCCUCGUCAAGUAGAAGUUUGGUUUCAAAACAGACGAGCAAGAACGAAGCUGAAGCAAACAGAAGUAGAGUGUGAAUACUUGAAGAAAUAUUGCGCAACAUUGACCCAACAAAACACAAAGCUUCAAAAGGAACUUCAAGAUUUGAGAGCUUUAAAAACUACCCAUUCUCUCUUCAUGCACUCUCCCGCCACCACUCUCACCUUGUGCGCGUCUUGUGAACGCGCCGCCGCAACCCCAAACUCCCGCUGAAUAACACUUCCACCCCCUUC